Messenger RNA from Cajanus cajan (pigeon pea), 2261 nucleotides. Its product is annotated as importin subunit alpha-2. Lineage: Eukaryota; Viridiplantae; Streptophyta; Magnoliopsida; Fabales; Fabaceae. Gene Ontology annotation, biological process: protein import into nucleus. Gene Ontology annotation, molecular function: nuclear import signal receptor activity; protein binding. Gene Ontology annotation, cellular component: cytoplasm. The record is from RefSeq and is a predicted model, not a curated record.
UCAACCUAAAGCAGAUUGAGGCACGACAAAACCUAAUUCGGGGUGACAUUGAGAAAGCAUCCCAUCGGUUGGAUCGUAACCCGCAUCGAACGCCAAGGUUUAGAUCCAAUAAAAGGCCAUUCAAAUCCCAUUUCCAGCCUAGGGUUUUUCUUUUCUGAUUCAUUCUUUCACUCCCAACCAUGUCGCUCAGGCCAAAUGCCAGAACCGAGGUUCGCCGCAACCGUUACAAGGUCGCCGUCGACGCCGACGAGGGCCGCCGUAGGCGAGAGGACAAUAUGGUCGAGAUCCGCAAGAGCAAGCGCGAAGAGAGUUUGCUUAAGAAGCGUCGCGAAGGCCUCCAACAGUUCCCCGCUCCUCUUCAGAAUUCCACCGUCGACAAGAAGUUAGAGAGUCUUCCUGCCAUGGUUACUGGAGUUUGGUCGGAUGAUAAUAGUCUGCAACUCGAGGCCACAACGCAAUUUCGAAAGCUGCUUUCCAUUGAGCGGAGUCCUCCGAUUGAGGAAGUUAUUCAAGCAGGCGUUGUUCCACGUUUUGUUGAGUUUCUUGUUAGGGAGGAUUUCCCUCAACUUCAGUUUGAGGCAGCAUGGGCUCUCACAAAUAUUGCAUCUGGGACUUCUGAGAACACUAAGGUGGUCAUUGAUCAUGGGGCAGUUCCUAUAUUUGUCAAGUUACUUAGUUCUCCUAGUGAUGAUGUUCGGGAGCAGGCAGUGUGGGCUUUGGGAAAUGUUGCUGGCGAUUCUCCUAGGUGUAGAGAUCUAGUGCUCAGCAAUGGUGCUCUCAUCCCACUAUUAGCCCAGUUGAAUGAGCAUGCAAAACUCUCAAUGCUGAGAAAUGCCACGUGGACAUUAUCUAACUUCUGUAGGGGUAAGCCACAACCUCCAUUUGAGCAGGUGAGACCAGCACUUCCGGCUCUUGAGCGUUUGGUUUUUUCCAACGAUGAAGAAGUUUUGACAGAUGCUUGUUGGGCACUAUCAUAUCUCUCUGAUGGUACAAAUGACAAAAUCCAAGCAGUUAUUGAGGCAGGCGUAUGCGGCAGAUUGGUGCAGCUCCUCAUGCACCCAUCUCCCUCAGUGCUGAUUCCGGCUCUUCGUACAGUGGGAAAUAUUGUGACUGGAGAUGACAUGCAGACUCAGAGUAUUAUCAACCAUGGUGCACUCCCUUGCCUUUUGAACCUGUUGACACAUAAUCACAAAAAAAGCAUCAAGAAAGAAGCUUGCUGGACUAUAUCAAACAUUACUGCUGGAAAUAAGGAACAAAUACAGGCUGUUAUUGAAGCAGCUCUGAUUGCCCCCCUUGUCAAUCUUCUUCAAAAUGCCGAGUUUGACAUUAAAAAAGAAGCUGCUUGGGCAAUCUCAAAUGCUACAUCGGGUGGAACACAUGAUCAGAUCAAGUACUUGGUGAGCCAGGGUUGCAUAAAGCCUCUCUGUGAUCUGCUUGUUUGCCCGGACCCAAGGAUUGUCACUGUCUGUUUAGAAGGUCUAGAGAAUAUUCUCAAGGUUGGAGAAGCUGAGAAGAGCCUAGGUAAUACUGGAGAUGCCAACUUGUAUGCACAGAUGAUAGAUGAUGCCGAGGGAUUGGAGAAGAUUGAAAACCUGCAGAGUCAUGACAACAACGAAAUAUACGAAAAGGCUGUUAAAAUUCUUGAAACAUACUGGUUGGAAGAUGAGGAUGAGACAUUACCUUCAGGAGAUGGUGCUCAAGCUGGUUUCAAUUUUGGAAGCAAUGAGCUUCCAGUCCCAUCUGGUGGAUUCAACUUUAGUUGAAGACCUUUUCCUGAGAAGGGAGUUGUUGGAUGAAGUAGGAGUUUAUGCCGGAUGGCUGUUGGGAUAGUCUGGAGGGUCAAUCAUUGCACCUUGUGUCUGCUUAUAGUCUGGUCUGGUAUGGUCUGGUGUAGUGUCGUCCUUCGUGGUUAAUGAGUUGCUGGGGUUAGUUUACGCUACCAAGUCCAAGUAAUAAAGGACUGGUGGAUUCAACAGCAGCAUAAUGACCUUUUUUUCAGCUGUUUUGUUGUAUAAAAUAUAUAUAUAAUAUAUAUUGCUGGUGAGUGGUGAGAAAUAUCUGGAAGGUCGUAUGUUGCAGUGACACAGACACGGGCUAUAUGGCGAGGGGUUUUUCUACAAUGCGGCUUUCAGUGCUGUUUUUAUCGAGUCCUAGUUGUACUGACAAUUUAUUUGGUCAGUCUUUAUUUGAUUUGGGUAAAUAUAUUAUUCCGAAACAAUUUUUAAGAUCUAUUUCAAAUUCCAAUUGAAGAAUUAGUGCUA